AUGGAGAAGCAGAAAUCCAACAUGAACAGCAAUAAAGUGAAAUUGAUGUGCAGUUAUGGAGGAAAGAUUCAGCCCAGGCCAACGGACCAUCAACUCUCCUACAUCGGCGGCGACAUCAAAAUCCUCACCGUCGAUCGAAACAUUAACUUCUCCGAAAUGGCAGCCAAACUAAAUUCCCUCUGCAACAUCAAUAACAAUUCCGAGGUUUGCAUAAAGUACCAGUUACCCGGCGAGGAUCUUGACUCCUUGGUCUCCUUAAUCAACGAUGAGGAUGUCGAGCAUAUGAUGGUGGAGUACGACCGCAUGCUCACGAUUUCAACCAAACCUGUCCGACUCAGGCUUUUCAUCUUCGAUAUAUCAAGUCCUCGAAUCCCUUCUGCGAAUUCGGGUAACAAAAAUUCGGAUCCGGACACCCCUCUGAACCCGGAUUAUUUAUUUGGAUUUGAUAAGGAGUAUCAGCCAAGUAUUGGACCUCCGCUAGAUAUUCUGCAAAUUCCGGGUAUGGUUCUCCCCGAGAAUUUUGGGGUGGAUGCCGGUGCCGGAAUUGAGGUGAAGAGGGAAAUUAAUAAUGUGAAUGCGGCGGCGGCGAAGGCGGUUUACCGGAUACCAGUGGUGGCUGAUGGAGCUGGACGAUAUGGAUACAGAGUGGGGCCGGGCGCCGUUAAUUUUAACGGCGAGCAAGCUUUAUAUAAUUUUGUUGCAGUGACGCCGUCAGUAUCAGUUCCGGAGCGUACAAUGCUGACGUCAAUAGGAAAUGGUCACGGGAUGAAGAUUAAUCAGCGUAAUAUUUGA
This is a messenger RNA of Olea europaea var. sylvestris, 792 nucleotides long. RefSeq lists its product as uncharacterized. The transcript has a single exon. Bases 1 to 792 code for a protein of 263 amino acids. The record is from RefSeq and is a predicted model, not a curated record. Gene Ontology annotation, molecular function: protein binding. Lineage: Eukaryota; Viridiplantae; Streptophyta; Magnoliopsida; Lamiales; Oleaceae.